Hyalella azteca is the source of this 4465-nucleotide messenger RNA. RefSeq names its product rhoGEF domain-containing protein gxcI. The transcript is spliced from 4 exons. The record is from RefSeq and is a predicted model, not a curated record. Lineage: Eukaryota; Metazoa; Arthropoda; Malacostraca; Amphipoda; Hyalellidae. The coding region runs from base 286 to 3204 and encodes 972 amino acids. Gene Ontology annotation, biological process: signal transduction.
CCAGAAGCCUUAGAAACAUGGAAUAGCCAACCAAUGCACACUUCCGCUGAGCUUAUGUUGUGUUCAAAAAUUGAUAUGAUUUUACUACUUCAGGUAUUUACAUUCGUUAACGUGAUUUUGUGAAAUUUAGGGAUUUACGAAAUAAUAUGUUUUAUCCAGUUAUCUAAUCGUGUAAAGUGAUGCAAAUCGAGGUGAAAAGUUAGGUUUUUACUCGCGUCUCUACGCAACCCUCCUGUGGAUCUACCUACUCAUGAUCUACUUCGUCGUUUCUCGCCGUUAAGGACGAUGAGUGCCACAGAAGUGGAAAUCGGAGUAUGGGUGGACGGCAGCCAGAAAUGGGUGAGUGGAGUCACCCGCCGCACCACUUGCUACGACCUCAUCCGUGCCCUGCUACGCGCCCAGAACCUGCGAGCUACUGACGAGGAUGUCAUCAAGUACAUAAUCGUCGAGAGGUGGAAGAAAGUCGAGCGACCUCUGGACCACGAACAGCGCAUACUUAAGGUGUGGAAGUCUUGGGGUGAGACUGUGCACCAGGUUCGGUUCAGUCUACGUCGAGGCCGAGGAGAUUCACCCGAAACUGACGACAAUCCAAAAAAGAAAAAUAAACACAUCGACCAAGAUUGGGACAAGAACAAAGAGAAUGAUGCUAAUUUAGAUGGAAGCCUGGACGGAGCCGAAUCUAGUUGCGGCAGAAGCGAACGCAGUCGCCGACGCCACAAAAUGCGACAAUCGCGACGCGAAGCCACGGCGUGUCUACAGCGGGUGCCUCCUUUACCGCGACAUCGAAGUCCCGCCCACACGACGGAGCCCGAAGACUCUCCCCAGCCGUUGUCUGAUGACGAAAGUGACAGCCGGGACUGCGGGACGAGCAAGCAUGCAAAACCAGAAUCUAGGAGACCGGCCAAGGAUGAUCCCCGAUACAACGAGACGAUGGAGAGGCUCAUGCGACUCGUUGUGGCCCAGGGCGAGACGAUACAGAACCAACUACGGCGUCUCAAUCAACGCGAAUCACAAAUUGAGAGUUACGAGCAGCAAAUGCAUCUAUUAAGAGUACAGAGCCUAGGAAAUGACUACCUGUUAUCUUCUUAUUUACACGACCAACAUCACCAAGCACAGGACCAACCUCACGGCAUGGAGCAAGUAAUGGGCGUGGAUUCGGGAUCGAAAUAUUCCUCGCAUCACAGGAAUUCUUUACUACCUCCAGCUCGAUUACAGAGCGGUCCACAUGUACAGUUCAAUCAAGCGCAUCCCACUCUGCUGCCUAGUAUGUCUGAUACGCGGGAAGUUCAUGCUAAACCCAUCAACAUCGGAGGAGGUCCUAAUGAUUUGUUCAUUCAGGACGCCGCAACUUGCAUAAAUACUGCCGGGCGAAACAAUUUUGUCCGUUCUAUGAAGUCCACAGAACCUCUGAGGUACAGCGGUCGACUUAAUAGAUCGAAUAAAGAUGAAACCCUUGACGAAGAGAAGAGUAAAGAUUCUGGAAUAUUAUUUGCGGAAGAAACCGACGAUAUAAGCCAUCGGGAUAUUGAGGAUCUAAAUGAAGCCGAAGUCCAGGAGCGAUUAGCUCUUUUUAAUAAAAUGGAAACAAUUUUGAACCGAAUGUUAGAAGAAGAGGAAAAAAUCCACGGCCUGAGGUCAACCAUUGAAGUGAUCCAAACGCAGCAGAAACAGGAAAAAAAUAUUCUUGAAUGUGACUUGAAACGAGCUGCUGACGACCACGCUGCGCUUGUGGCAGAGGUUCGAUCGAACGAACAACAGAUUCGCGUCCUGGACACGUCGGCGGCCCAGAAGAAAAAACUAAUAGACGCUUUAUUGGCAGAUGAAGUGGACUCCGACCAGGAGACUAAAUACCUCCAAGCAAAGCUGGACUAUAUCCUACACCUUCCACCAACGGCUUUUAGGCUCCCAGAGGAAGGGGAUGAUCCACCGCCUCUGCCUCCUCCUCCGGCGCAUCCCGCUUGCUUGGUACAAAGUCUCUUACCUAACCACCCACCUCAACUUGUGAACCCAAUUACGACGAGCUAUCGGCAACCUUCUCCCAACCAACAGAAGUCAAGUUCACAGACACAGACGAAUAAGCAUUUUCAUUCUAGGAGUUCAUCAAGCGAUAAUCGGCCACCAUGCGGCGCCAGCCAUCGGCCCCCUUCUCCUAAUGUUCUGUACAACAAUAGAGCUCCAUCCCCCUCAAUAUUUGGGACCGUCAACAGAGCUCCAUCUCCAGGACCUCGUCUUCCCAACAGGUCCUGUUCGCCGAACCGACGAAAACCGCUCCAACCGCCGCCGUACGAACACCAUAAGCUAAACGGCAACCUAACUACCAUCGAUAGUACCAGCGUACCGCUUCUGAGAAGCUCAGUUUCUGGGAGCAAUCCCACUCUUCAGUCACAAAUUAAUAAUAAGAAUUUUCAAAGCUCUUAUUCUUUGAAAAAUACGUUCACGAGCGUUAAUGUUUUACCGAAUAGGACGGAUUUAAGUUUAGCUAGUAACCAAAACUUGAACAGCUCAGAACAAAAUCAAAAUACAAAUAGCCUUAAGAAUAUCAAUUCCAUUCACCUAAGAAUCAAUACUUUUAAAAAGCAGGUUGGAGAAGAUAAUGAUGAGGAUGUUCCACCACCCCUACCCUUGUGUCCUCCACCUCUUUUAACACCCCCUGCCAACGCCAAGGACAUCAUGCAGUCAAACACUUACAAUAUUAAAUCCGACAUGAAUGGCGAGAAAAGCCGCACCGAUUUCUCCAAUAAUGAGGCGAGUAAACGAAACUUACUGAACACGAUCGGCAGUCGAAUAGUGAGUGGCAAAUCCAGCAAAAGCGUAGACGAUGACGACAAUGACUCGACCACAAAUAAUUCCAGCCUUGGUUUGAGCUCGCGUUCCAGCACUUCCUCCGAAGCAUCAAUGAGCAAUUGUUCUUCUUCUGUUUCUUCGGGCGUUGGAGUGGAUUCUUUCCCGUCCAGUAAUAUCAAUAAAAUGCAACGAACACGUAAUCAAAUUUCAGCCGUUAAUGGCAAAGACUCCAGUGUCAAGUCGCACUCGUUGCUGUUGCAAAACAACAGCAUAACAUCAAGCACCGAUCAAUUGGUCCUCAGCGGGACAACUGAUGUGAAAAAAGACUCUGAUUCUGGUGACUCUAACUCCGACACAGGUUUGAGUUCUCUGCACAGCAGCAGCGACGAGGCCGCCUAUGCCCUGGAUACUUUAGUGUGACUAAAUAUUGAUAACUGAUACUUCAGUACCCUAACCACUUAUUGUUUAUAACUCGUCCAUUCCAUGGAAGUUCGUAUGCUGAAAUACUUAUCAGCUGGAAAACCCCUGAACUAUAGACCAAGACAUAUUGAUGUAAUCAGUGAUUGAACAGUGCAGUAGCAAUUCAAGCGCUUGAACAUUGCUCAUUUCGAAUUUAACGUAAACGAAUCUAAAUUUUGUGCUAAAAGUUACGUAAAGCCUUGGCGGAAUGGAUUGCAAAUAUAUGUUUACUUUCUUUAUGUCUUCGUAGAAAUUUAAUGAUAGAUGAGCUGAUUUUAACAACGGGUAAAUAUGCUAAAUACAUGUCAUGAUUUGUAGCCGAAUAGGCGUUAUAAUUUUUGCAUACAAUUUUCAUUGAAUUAUGAUCAUUGUAAACCAAAUUUCGUCGGUAAUGGUCCAGUGGCGGAUUUAUUGGACUCGAUCUCAUGGUCUAUCUUUACUUCGACGCUUCUAGAAAUAACUGAUUUUUUUUCCUCUUGCUGAUUCACAUAGCAUUUCUUUGCAGUGCUAACGGGUAGAAGAGAUUCAAUCUAUUGAUAGUUUUUAAUCAUUAGACACGGGAUUUCUUGUUUACAUACAGAUUUAUUUCAUUUAUUCUAGAUAAUGAUCUUGAACGCUUUCUAGUAUCUCAUUACUCUAGUUCAUCUUCAUGAAUUUUAUAUCGCAUAAGUUAGAAACUCGGAAGCUAUCUUAUGGAAGAAAACUCAUUCAGCACUUCCAUGAGAUUCCACGUUAUUCGUUCAGCUUAAUACAUUGUUGGUCACCUUAAUUUCAGAACGAACGGAGUACUAGUGGGCUUCAACGAAUCUAUCUGUAGUAUUUUCUAUGGAUUGUAAAGCCCUAUCUUGUACCAAAGAGAACGUACAAAAUGUCAAACAUUGUGUUAAAAUCGCAAUGACCGUCCUGUAAUUAGUUGAGAUGAUUCGAGCUGCUUUUCAUAUUCAACGAAUGCUCAUUCGGUAUCAAUAAUACUCUACAGUUUCACAUUCACUGGAGCACUAAUGUCGAGUUAAUUUAAGAAGGCAUAGAAGAACAAGCGUCAGUAAUGUGACAUCGGCAGAGGCUACAGUCGCUGCCUUUCAACUCAUUCGCAGCAAUUUAUUAUAAGCGAGUAAUAUACCAAAUCACGCAACUGUAAAUACGUUAAGUAAUUUAAUUAUUAAUGUAUAUAAGGUCGUGUAAAUCCCAGUCUGCGUCAAUAAAGAUUUAAUAUCCCCCUUCA